AUGGAUGACGUCAAGGAUAUGAAGACUCCAAUGAAUCCAACAACUAGCUUGGGGCUAGAUAAAAGCUCAACAAAACUAGACAAUACUCUUUACCGUCAAAUGAUAGGUUCACUUUUGUUUCUCAUUGCGUCUAGACCUUACAUUAUGUCUAGCGUCUGUCUUUGUGCGAGAUUUCAUUCUGAUCCCAAAGAAACCCAUCUCAGUGCUUUUAAACGUAUAUUUCAAUAUCUCAAAGGAACAACAUCUCUCGGUCUGUGUUACAAAAGGAGUGAGAGUUUUGAUCUUAAAGGAUAUUGUGAUGCUGAUUUUGCUGGAGAUAAAGCUGAACGGAAAAGCACAAGUGGAAGCUGCCACUUCAUUGGAGGAAACCUAGUAUCAUGGCUAAGCAAGAAGCAGAAUACCAUUGCGCAAUCAAUCGCUAAAGUUGAGUACAUAUCGUACCAUUUUGGUAAGGCAAAUGUUGUUGUUGAUGCUUUAAGCAGAAAGAAAGUUCAGAAGGCUUCCUUGAUGAUGAAGGACUUGAAGUUGAUCGAGAAGUUACGAGAUAUGAACUUGGGAGUGCAGGUGAAAGAAGGUCAUAUCCGAUGUAGUUACUUAGCUAUCACGAGUGACUUCUUGAAACAGAUAAAGACAGAACAAAUGAUGGACCAUGAGUUGUAA
Messenger RNA from Vigna angularis (adzuki bean), 660 nucleotides. RefSeq names its product secreted RxLR effector protein 161-like. Bases 1 to 660 code for a protein of 219 amino acids. Lineage: Eukaryota; Viridiplantae; Streptophyta; Magnoliopsida; Fabales; Fabaceae. The record is from RefSeq and is a predicted model, not a curated record. The transcript is spliced from 2 exons.